UUCCACUGUAUGCCCACAGCAGUUUGUUUCCACCGAGCUAUGCUUAGGAAGCUGUCCAGCCAGGUCUCCUUUAGCUGCGCUGCAGCCUUUUGUCCGGCGAGAGUGAGUGUGGCCCGGCCCCGGAUUGAAAUCAUGGCAGGUCCAGAAGCUGAUGCCCAGUUCCAUUUCACUGGUAUCAAAAAAUAUUUCAACUCUUACACUCUCACAGGGAGAAUGAAUUGUGUGCUGGCCACAUACGGAAGUAUUGCUUUGAUAGUCUUAUACUUCAAGUUAAGGUCUAAAAAAACCCCAGCUGUGAAAGCAACAUAAACAGAUUCUGAACUGUACAUUAUCUGUUAAAUUCCCAUGCCUGAAGAAGCUAAUGUCAACUCAUCAUGUGAUACUCAAUUUGUACAAUAAAUUAUGAACCUGGAAAA
This is a messenger RNA of Odocoileus virginianus texanus, 416 nucleotides long. NCBI's taxonomy places the organism in Eukaryota, Metazoa, Chordata, Mammalia, Artiodactyla, Cervidae. The record is from RefSeq and is a predicted model, not a curated record.